AUCCUGCUCUUACUAACCAAUAUCACGUACAAUGGCGUUACGGCAAAAUCACCAGCUAAGAAAGCUGAGCUUCUUAAUCUAUACUUUAUCUCGGUGUUUACAAAACCCAGUGUUGAUAUCAAUGGAGAUGAGGAUAAAUAUGAAGAUUUCACAAAUGUGACGAACAUUGGUGAAUUGCAA
Paramuricea clavata is the source of this 180-nucleotide messenger RNA. The record is from the annotation of a GenBank genome assembly. Lineage: Eukaryota; Metazoa; Cnidaria; Anthozoa; Malacalcyonacea; Plexauridae.